AAACUAUUCAUAUCAUUAAAUUCUUAAUUAUAUUUUCAAUUCUUAAGUCAAAAAUUAUAUUUAUAUAAAAGACUAUUAUAUUCUGUAAGUGUAUUAAUAAUAAUAAUAAUUACUUGUAUAUAAUGACUACAAUAUGUUUAUAACUGAGUUGUUAGAGAAUUUGUGCCAAAAUUCCUGAUAAUUUCAAGAAUAAUGAAAUUGACAAAUACAUCCAAAAAUGUGUUUUAAGAGUUUUAUUUAAAUACUUAUAUUUAUUGACCAAAAAACUAUAAUCCGAUCAAAAAUUGAAUACAACAAACAGUUGAGAAGGGAUGGCUUAUAAUUACCACAGAAGACAUAUGAAGGCGAUGGCCGAGGCGUCCAACUCUGCCUCGUAUAGCGACGCCGACAGCAGUUCCAGUCAGACAAAUGUCUCCACUUCUAACCACUGCGAGGAAUGGAAUCCCAAUCAAAUCGUCUACAAUAAGAUGGAACAGAUAAUAGAGCGCAUGCAAGACGAACAGCUGGGGGUUCCCGUCCGCACCGUCAAGAGUUUUAUGUCCAAAAUUCCCAGUGUUUUCACUGGCACAGAUCUGAUCGCAUGGAUGAUGAAGAGUCUGGAUCUCGAGGACCAAACAGAAGCCCUACAUUUGGCUAAUUUGAUGGCAUCUCACGGCUACUUCUUUCCAAUUGAUGAUCACGUGUUGAGAAACUCUCUCUCCAUUAGUGUGAAGUCGGACUCGACUUUCUAUAGAUUCCAAACGCCAUACUUCUGGCCCUCCAACUGCUGGGAACCGGAGAACACGGACUAUGCGGUGUAUCUGUGCAAACGGACCAUGCAAAACAAGACUAGACUAGAGCUCGCCGACUAUGAGGCCGAGAACUUGGCCCGACUUCAGAAGAUGUUCUCCAGAAAAUGGGAAUUCAUUUUCAUGCAGGCGGAGGCUCAGGCCAAAGUCGAUAAGAAGAGAGACAAAUUGGAGCGAAAAGUUUUGGACUCCCAGGAGAGGGCUUUUUGGGACGUUCACAGACCAGUGCCUGGAUGUGUUAACACAACAGAAAUUGAUAUAAAGAAAGCCUGCCGUAUGAACAAACCCGUCAAUCGCACCCGCGUCAAGAUAUCCACUCACUUGGCCUGUUCUGUCGGUGGCGGACGUGUCAGUCCUGUGAACGAAGCCGACAAAAGCGAAGUACUGAAGCGUGAGAUCGACUCAUUGAGACUAAGGCUCGACCAUAGGAUAGGAGGCGUCAAAAUCAGUAAAGUCGCCGAAUCUUACUCAACGUUUUAUGAACAGUGGGCCGAAUACGACCCCUUCAUUACAUUACCCGAACCCACCAAAGGGAUGGCUUCAAAUCCUUGGAUAAGUGAUUCAACAGACUUUUGGGAACUGGAGAGACAAACGAAAGACGUUCCGUGUCGACGGGUCCGGCGCUGGGCUUUCUCUCUGAAAGAGCUACUGAAAGACGGGGCCGGAAGGGAACAAUUCAUCAAAUUCUUAGAAAAAGAAUUUUCCGCCGAAAAUCUCAAAUUCUGGGAUGCGGUCCAAGAGCUUAAACGUGUUCACAGUCGGGAUGUGUCCCACAAAGUGCAGGAGAUUUGGAAUGAAUACCUCGGAUCAGACGCCAAUUGUCCCAUAAACAUUGAUUGCAAGUCCUAUGAAAUAACCAAGAUAAAUAUGGCAAACAACCCGAACAACCGAUGGAUCUUCGACGAGGCCGCGGGCCAUGUGUACCAACUAAUGAAGAACGACUCGUACCCGCGGUAUCUGCGGUCGGAUAUGUAUAAGGAGUACUUAAACGGUACCAAAAAGAAGACUUCUGUGAAAGGCAUUCGUGGAGUCAUAACAUUUAGUGCGAAGAAAGUUGGAGACCAAUUGGCUUUGGCUGCCGCUAACACUACCACUUCCCUUACUUAAUAAGAUUUCUAAACCAAAAGCUCACUAUUUUGCUCUUUAAGACUAUUACUAAUAAUUAACAAAUUCUAAUAUUUAUUACCGAUUCAAACUUAAUAAUGAUAAUGAUAACUCUUUUAGAAAUCACUUGUAGUAUCACUUGUUUUACCGCUUUUUCUUCUCCUAAUGAAUGAUUUGCUGCUUUCAGUUUAAACACCAUUUAAUAGACAUUUUAAACAAAAGCACAGCCGAUUCAUCCCAAAACUUCCCAGUUUUAAUGUCUGAUCAAAUGAUUCAAUCAUUGAUUCUAAGCUGUGAUUCAAUACUAUUCGACAUUUCUAUUCAUCAUUAAUGGGAACAUCAGAUUUGAGACUAAAGACUAAUAUAUAUAUAAAUAUAAAUAUAUUAUAAGAAAUUAUAUUAUAUUGUAUUCAAAGACCAAUUAUACGCAAAUUUAAUUAACUAGUUAAAUUUGCUAUUCCAUGUUAUCUAGAGUUAUAAUAAUUAUAUAUAAAUCGUGUUACAUAUAUUUAC
This is a messenger RNA of Oppiella nova, 2405 nucleotides long. NCBI's taxonomy places the organism in Eukaryota, Metazoa, Arthropoda, Arachnida, Sarcoptiformes, Oppiidae. The record is from the annotation of a GenBank genome assembly.